Messenger RNA from Lactuca virosa, 762 nucleotides. The record is from the annotation of a GenBank genome assembly. NCBI's taxonomy places the organism in Eukaryota, Viridiplantae, Streptophyta, Magnoliopsida, Asterales, Asteraceae.
AUGGCUUGGAUUGUCGAAAACCUUGAGAAAGCAUUGGAACUUCAAGCCGAUAGCAAAGUAGCGAGACUUAUUCGCAUUGGAACAUGGGGAAGAAAAAAUGGAGAUUCUCAACAUUACUGGUCUUUUACACUUGAGCAAGAUGAUCAUUUGUCAAAGAUAACAAUAGAUCAUGGUGACGGGAUAUACUCUCUCAUGUUCACUAGUGAAUCGAGAGGUGUUUUACACACUUCAAACAAGGUUGGUGGUUGGGCCAGUGGAGACAAACUUUCCGAGCGACUAGCACAGGUCACGUUUGAUGUUGACGAGGAAAUAAUUGGCAUUGAUGGGACUAUUGGUACUCGAGGCAGCGAUGAAAUAAUUUCAUCACUUUCUUUUAACACGAACAAGAAGAUCCAUGGCCCUUUUGGUCAAGUUGGAGACCAUGAUCAGUUUUCUGUACCAUGGGAAGAAGGAAGAUUUGUCGGAUUUCAUGGCGUUGCUGGCCCUUACAUUGAUAGCAUUGGUGUUUAUGUGAAAGCUUAUGAGGAAAUCAUUAAGGUGGGAACUUGGGGAAAGAGUAAAGCUGAUACUCUGCAAAGUGGCUGGAGUUUCCAACUUGAAAGAAAUCAUCACUUAAAGAAGAUAACCAUAGAUCAUGGGGAUCAUAUAUAUUCUCUCAUGUUCACAUCAGAACAUAGAGGCUUAUUACACACGUCUAGAUUGGCUGGAGGUUGGAAUGGAGGAGAAGGUGUUAGGAUCGAGACACUUAACACACGACUCUAA